Molecule: messenger RNA, 4428 nt
Organism: Grosmannia clavigera kw1407
Lineage: Eukaryota; Fungi; Ascomycota; Sordariomycetes; Ophiostomatales; Ophiostomataceae
Product: histone deacetylase
Exons: 7
Coding region: 1-4428 (1475 amino acids)
Cellular component (GO): nucleus
Molecular function (GO): holo-[acyl-carrier-protein] synthase activity; histone deacetylase activity; magnesium ion binding
Source: RefSeq, a predicted model, not a curated record
AUGUCUUCCCAGUCGACGCCCUUGCGGCGCCGGCCCUCGACCAACGACGAUCUCGCCCAGUCGAUGCGCCACCUCUCGCUCGCAGCAAAGCCGCCGGCCAAGCCGCCGACAACACGAAGCCCUUCAGCAGCAUCGAUGGCGUCGGUGGGCGGCCGUGCGUACCGGUCGCCAAGCGUGGCGAGCAGCCGCGGAGGAGGAGCAGCCUCAGCGAUGGCGCAGCGCAGUCCGCUGCUGGGGAGCGGACGGGAGUCGCGAGCAGGCGCGGCCACGCCGACGCUAUUGCGCAAAGCAUCACUAAACUCGCUGCACGGGGCCAACGGCAAGACGAGCUCGGCGAACCUGCGGGCAUCGUCGUGCUCGCCGGCACCGACGCAGAGACGGUCGCCGAGCGGACGGUCGGCGGGCGGACGUUCGCCAGGCGGACUAAGCGCCAACGGAAGCAGCAGCAGCUUCUUUGAGCCGCUACCCGAAGAGCCGACGGCCGAGUUCAUCGCGCAGCAGCACUUUGAGGCCGAGCUGACACGCCACGCCGCCGAUCUACGACAGCCGCUCGCGGCGCCCGGCCACACCGACACGGUCGUCGUGCUGCAGGACAGCUGCUACGGCCACCGGUUCGCUCGGCCGCGUACAUCGCGGGCCGGCCUCAACACGAUCGUCGAGCGCCCAGAACGGCUGCAGGCCUGCGUGGUCGGCGUGUCGGCGGCGUACGUGCGUCUGGGCGGACGGCACGCCGGCGGCGCUCACAUGCCGCAUCCGCGGCGCAACGGCGGCGCCAUCGCGUCCGUGCCCUUCCACAUCCGCAAGACCACGCGCCAGCUGCCGCUGCAGUCAGCCGCCGUCACCAACGUGCACGGGGCCAAGUGGAUGGACGAGCUCAGGCUGCUGUGCGAGUCGGCCGAAGCCAAGCUGGCGCUCAACGGCAAGGAGCUGCAGCGGGAGGGCAGCAGCAGCAGCGACACGCCCGAGAAGCUGCACGAAGGCGACCUGUAUCUGUGUGCCGAGUCGCUGGACGCGCUGCAGGGAGCGCUGGGGGGCGUAUGCGAGGCCGUGGACGCCGUCUUUGGCGGAUCGCCCCCGCUGACACAAGACGAGCUAGGAGGACUGGGGUUGGGGCUGGCCCUGCCGACCGAGAACCACAAUACGGGACCGAAGCGGGCGUUUGUGGGCAUCCGGCCGCCCGGACACCACUGCUCGGCGACGUGGCCGUCGGGGUUCUGCUGGAUCAACAACGUACACGUGGGGAUCAUGCAUGCGAUGCUGACGCACGGGCUGACACACGCGGCGAUUGUGGACUUUGAUCUGCACCACGGCGACGGAUCGCAGGCGGUGGCGUGGCAGCACAACGCGCGAGGCGUCGAGUCGGGGCAGCGCGGUGGCAGCAGCAGCGGCAGUGGCAGCAGCAGCGCGGCAGCGACGUGGAAGAAGGCGUCGAUUGGGUACUUCAGCCUGCACGACAUCAACUCGUUUCCGUGCGAGUCAGGCGACGGCGACAAGGUGAAGAACGCGAGCAUCUGCCUCGAGAACGCGCACGGGCAGAACGUGUGGAACGUACACCUGGAGCGGUGGAAGACGGAGGCCGAGUUCUGGCGGCUGUACGAGACCAAGUACGUCGUGCUGCUGGACCGGGUGCGGGCCUUUCUGCGGGGGCAGACGGCACAGCGAACGGAUGACAGGGCCGGUGGCGAGCCCAAGGCGGCCAUCUUCAUCUCGGCGGGCUUUGACGCGAGCGAGUGGGAGACGCCCGGGAUGCAGCGACACGAGGUGAACGUGCCGACGGAGUUUUACGCACGAUUCACGCGCGACAUUGUACGGCUGGCCGACGAGGAGGGCACCUCGGCAGACGGACGGGUGAUUAGCGUCCUGGAGGGUGGCUACAGCAACCGGGCGCUCAUUUCGGGGGUGCUUAGCCAUCUGAGUGGAUCGCAUCGAGGCCAUGAUCGCGCCGCCGGCACCACCGACAGAAGGACACGUGGCCGUGAGCCAGCCGACGACGACGUACUCAUCGCCGACGACGGCGUCCAAGGCCAAGGUAGCAAUGCCGCGCGUCCGGCGCAGCGCAUCCGGGCUGGCAGCCACGUACGGCCGGGCGACGUCGCCGAUGUCGCGACCACCAACACCACCGCCACCCGAGGUGUCGUGGACGGUGGCCAUGCACGAGCUCAGCAAGCUGUUGAUUCCGUGGGACCGGUCGACGACGAGCUGUACGGCCGAGGAGCUGACAGUCGAGACGCCGCGGCGGCGAGGCGGCGGAGGAGGGGUGGCACAGUCGACAGGAGCACCGACGAGGACGUCACAGCGGGAACGACGGCCGGUGAAGCCGUUUGGCACCGGCAGCGAGGAGGGAACGACGACACGAGGUCGACCCAAACAGCCGGUGCGACGGCUCAGCGUGGCGUCAGAGAUGGGCAGCAGCAGCAACAGCAGUGGCGCUACAGCAGGGUUGCAUGUCCGCAAGACGCGACCGGCGACGGCAAUGGGCGUGACAACGACGACAGGUGGAAGACGGGAGACGUCGGUAGGUCCGAGGACGACAGCAACGAGUGCCACGAGUGCUACUACCGCCACCAGAAGAAGCAGCACGUCGGUGCCCAGUGGCCGGACGACGUCCAUGUCUUCAAGCCAGCCGACGAGCGGCACGCGGCGGAUCAAGAUCAACGUGGUCACGACGGCACAGCGAGAGGCUCGAGAGGCUCGAGAAAAGACCAAACAAGGUGGAGAUGGUGCAGCUACCUCCUCGACCACCACGGACGAGUCGCCCCUGCUGACGCCCAGCACCGAGGCGGACAGCACGACGACGGCCACAAGCUCACGGUCGCCGUCAGCAAUGCGACGUGCCGAUCUGCCCCGGUUUACGGCCACGUCGACGAUCCCGUUUGCGCGAAAGCUAAGCCAACCAUGCCGUUCAGCAGCUAUAACCCGUUCGCCUAUCGCGAUGUCCGCUCUCACCGCGAGCUCGUCUCGUACCGCGUCCUCACGCUCGCCAGCUGGGCCCUGGCUGUCGCCUUGUCCAUCUACUACUCGGUGCGCAGCCCCCACGGCCACGGCAGUCACCGCAUCGCCGACCAGAACCACCGCCACCUGACCGGCUUCACCCUCAACAUGGUCAUCGUCUACGUCUACUGGGCCGGCCUCUUCACCUCGCAGGCCGGCUACAUCAACCGGCUCUUCUCGUCUACUGCCAGCACCUCCGCCGUCGCCGCUGCCGUCGGCUCGCACUUUAUUCUGAACAACCUGCUGCACUCGGCCUUUGUCAUGCUCUUUGUCACCGGCCACUUUGUCCUCGCCGAGAUCGUCCUGGCCGCCAACUUUAUCAACCUGUCUACCCUCAGCAUGCGCCACCCCCUCGCCUCUCACCCGCUCGCCCUCGUCCACCUGCCCACCGUCGCCGGUCCGCUCGCCUGGACCUUUGUUGCCCUCUUCUGGAACGGCGCCAUCGCCGUGCCCCAUGCCCACAGCCUCUUCGCCCGCGUCACCGCUAAUAUCUUUGUCUGGUCCAUCCUCGGCUACGGCUUGCUGUUCAUCCUCCUCGGUGACAUCUCCAUGGGAUUCCUACUCUCUGUCCUUGCUGCCGCCCUCGGCGUCGGCCAGUUCUUCAUCCAGUUUAUCGCCCUACAGUGGAUCUUUGCCUUCUCCAUCAUGGCCACGCUCUUUGUCGCCACCUUUGCCAUUGCUGUGCCCCAGUGGACCGGCAGUGGCGACAACAUUCUGGCCGUUGUCGUGAAUGAGGACACUGAACGGGCACCUCUGCUCAACGACUCACCCACACCAUCGACAGAAUGGACAGCAUCGACGGCACCGCCGAUUCGUCGCUUUCCCUUUCCGAGCCUGCAUGUCGGCACAGACAUCUGUGAUGUCACCCGCAUUUAUGCCCUUCUCGACGACGGGUCUUGUGCUGGUCGUGCUGCUCCGCUCUCCCGCGGCCUGCCCUCUCAGACGAGGGCGGCUCGGCUUGUGCGCCGCCUUCUGACGGCACAGGAGCUGCCACCACCGCAGCCGAGGACUGGCGGCCUGCUGCCGACGCUGCCGUCGUCGUCGUCGUCUGCCGGACUGCUGGCCUGGCUGUUGGCCGGACACGUGACAUCGACAUCGACAUCGAAAUCGACCGACACAAAACGUCCACGCGAUCCCACCCUCUGGAAGGCCGCUCAGUUCCUAGCAGGAAGAUUCGCCGCCAAAGAGGCUGCCAUCAAGGCACAUCCUCAUCUCAGCCUGACCUUUCACCAGAUCCGCAUCGUUCGCGCAAAGGACACGGAAAAUAACGGCAGCGGACCGCCCGUUGCCCUCAUCCAACUCCCACCCUGCGCACAUACUGGCACGGCUCCCGUCGAGCAGGAGGCGCGGCUCAGCAUCAGCCACGAUGGCACCUACGCCACUGCAGUCUGCAUCGGCUUUCAAGACUCAUUAGUAGACCAACAGCAUUCAUUAUAG